Messenger RNA from Aspergillus versicolor CBS 583.65, 2433 nucleotides. Its product is annotated as Zn(II)2Cys6 transcription factor. Gene Ontology annotation, molecular function: DNA binding; DNA-binding transcription factor activity, RNA polymerase II-specific; zinc ion binding. The record is from RefSeq and is a predicted model, not a curated record. Bases 1 to 2433 code for a protein of 810 amino acids. Gene Ontology annotation, biological process: regulation of DNA-templated transcription; DNA-templated transcription. The transcript is spliced from 10 exons. NCBI's taxonomy places the organism in Eukaryota, Fungi, Ascomycota, Eurotiomycetes, Eurotiales, Aspergillaceae.
AUGCCUCGAGGCCCGAAUCCCAGCCAAGCCGCAUCUCGGCGGACAACCCCGAGCCGUACUCGUGCUGCGGCAAGAGACCCGUCUAAAGUGGUCAUCGCCUGCUUGACCUGCCGCCAGCGAAAGGUCAAGUGCUCCGGCACAAAUCCGUGCUCCUACUGCUCGAAGCGCGAACUAGAUUGUAGCUUCUCCGAGCAUGGGAAGAGGCGAGCUUACUCAGUAGCGAGAAUCGAGUAUCUGGAAGCGCGCUUGGCUCGUUAUGAGAAUGCAACUCCCGCGCUAAGCCCUGUCUCGCAAAUAGACGACGCAGUUCGCCCACCGCUCGAAGGCCCACGGACGAAAACGCCCACUCCAUCAAGAGCUCGUCGGAACUCUAUACGAAUUGGCAACAGCUCAUUCCUCGUAGACUCACUCGGCCCUCCUGCAGGUAUUCCUCCAGAAUUGGGAGAAAGUGCUACUGUAUGCGCGUCGGAGCCGUCUCCCGCUUCGGCAAUUGCUGCAGACUCAUCACUGAGCUCUAGCUACGCCUUUGGAUCCAGAGUCCAGAGUCUGCUCGAUGGGUCCAGAUCAGCUCCACGACGGGACUAUGCUGCAUGUACUACCGAUCAGCUACUAGUACCAAAACCUAGGAGCACUCAUGUAUUCGACAUACCUUCACUACCUACUGAGCAGGAAGCAUUCGGGCUACUGGAAACGCUUGUAAUAUACAUCGGACACACCCAGAAUUACGUCGACGCGCGGGAAAUCUCUGACAAGAUCGGCCUUCUCUAUGCGAAUAAGAAUGACACCACAAUCGCUGAAAGCCUUUGGACUCUGGAGAUCCUCAUAAUCUGUGCCAUUGCAAGACUCUUCAAGGGCGACUUUGGAGGCGAUGCACAUAGGACGGACCCAUACCCAGGCUAUGCCCUCUUUGACUUUGUCAGGGACCGCAUUCCACCUCUGGGCCAGCUGUAUAACGUUGGACGGGCUGGGGUUGAAGUCCUCGCUUUGGUCGCCGUAUACCUCCAGAACAUUUACUGCAAGGAGGAGGCAUACAUAAGCACCGCUCUGCGACUCGCAGUUUCCCACGGCUACCACCGCCAGUCUACCUCUGGGCGGUUCUUGCAGUCGGAGGCUACGCAUAUAAAUCGUCUAUGGUGGUCAAUCUACUCUCAGGAGAGACGCAUAGCGGCUGCCACUGGAAGCCCCCAGGGUAUCAGCGAUAGUGUCAUUGAGCAGCCGUUACCAACGGACUCGAUUGGAUUUACCCCAGCUGCGCCGAUGCGAACAAGUAUAAAGCUGGCUCGUGUUUACGGGCAAAUAAUGACGGUGCUAUAUGGCUCAACGCUUCAAACAGAGGAUACCUUCAUCUCAAACGUGCAAAGCAUCAUCAGAAGCUUGUAUGAUAUAUCAGAUGAAAUCCCGCUAGGGCUGGCAACUGGUAUGCCGAAGCUGGGGCACGACCUGUCGUUGAGGACUUCUGCUGCGCUGCAUCUGAUGUUUUACCAGGCUCUCCUGUUAACGAUCCGCCCCGUCAUGCUACACAUCGCCCAAUUAAUCCUCAGCGGAAAACCACCACUACCGAGCAUCCUCUAUUCGUCACCAUUAGGAAAACUCUGUCGAACAUGCACAGAAGCCGCAAGAAGACUCCUGAAAGUCCUAAUGACACUCCGCCAACAUAACUGCAUAGCCCUCUUCGGCUUCUUCGACUUCGACGGCAUAUUCUCCGUAACGUUCAUCAUGAUCCUAACCGCAAUCCUAGACUCCGCCUGCAAAGACCCCUCGCAGCAAAUCCACCCAGCACCCGGUCUCGCCGAAGCCCUCGAUCUAAUCCAGUACGUCGCAAACCACCAUAAUACAUUCGCAGCGCAGUGGUUGCGCGAGAUUAGAGGGACCUGGGCGCAGCUUUGCACGCGCCUUGAUAUGCCGGACGGGUAUAGGGCUAUUGAGAGGAGGUUAGGGUUCCCGGUUCAGGCUUCUACUGCCGGACCCAGAGGAGACUCCACUGGCAGCCGUGGAAACGGCUCACCGGUGGAUGCGGCGGAGUCUGGUAACGCGUCCUCGUCGCUUUCCGUUCAUAAUACUAGUAAUGGUAGCGGUGCGUACGAGGAAAACACCACACCGUUUCGCAGUGGGAAUCCGGGUGGCAGUGGCUUCUUGAACGGGGAUUCAGGUGGUGUACCGGACGUUGGUGCCGCCGCACCGGAUCCCCAGUCCCAGUCUAUCCUCGCGGACUUGGAUAUCUGGAGUGAUAUCAAUCACCUGUGGGCGCCUCUUCCGGAGGAUUGGGGGGAGGUGUUUCAACAGGAUGAUGAUGAUGAUAAUGAUGAUGCGGCUGCUAGUGCGAUUCCGCAAAGCCUGUAUCAGAAUAUCUACGGGAGUAGGGAGUGGACAUUCACUGGCGAGGACAUGGGUGAUUUUGCGGAGUUGGGGAGGCAUGUUGGUGGUGCUUUGUAG